This is a messenger RNA of Musa acuminata subsp. malaccensis (wild Malaysian banana), 651 nucleotides long. The record is from RefSeq and is a predicted model, not a curated record. Lineage: Eukaryota; Viridiplantae; Streptophyta; Magnoliopsida; Zingiberales; Musaceae.
GGAGUUGAAGGUGCAGUUGCAGUAGCAGGUGUAGUCAAGGACUUCGCGGGAAAGAUGACCCUGUGGGGUGACGGCCAUGGAUUCUUUCGUGGAGAAGUUCUUCCCUGCCGUUUAUACGAAGCAGAAGCAGGAGACUCCAGCGACGUCGAGGAGGAGUACGACGAUCUGGUGGCUGCCAGCGACGCGUCGAAGGUCGUCAAGCAUCCAUGGCCCACCUUGUCGAACAGGAAGUACAGGCCUCAGCUCGUCAUGUCCUUCCUCAUACCCAAGUUCCAGCAGCUAACCGGGAUCAACAUGGUCAUGUUCUACGCGCCCGUGCUCUUCAAGACCAUCGGCUUCGGUGACGACGCCUCCCUCAUGGCCGCCAUCAUAACCGGCAUGGUGAACGCCUUUGCCACAGUUGUUUCGAUCCUCACCGUCGACCGGAUCGGCCGUCGCGUUCUCUUUCUUGAGGGAGGCGUGCAGAUGAUCAUCGCUCAGGUCGUCGUGGGGACACUGAUCGGAAUCAAGUUCGGGACGAGCGGACAAGGAGACGUAUCCAAGCCCUACGCAAUCUUCGUGGUGCUCUUCAUCUGCGUCUUCGUCUCUGGGUUUGCUUGGUCCUGGGGGCCACUGGGUUGGUUGGUACCGAGCGAGAUCUUCCACUUGGAG